This is a messenger RNA of Topomyia yanbarensis, 2287 nucleotides long. Its product is annotated as hexamerin-1.1-like. The coding region runs from base 44 to 2182 and encodes 712 amino acids. NCBI's taxonomy places the organism in Eukaryota, Metazoa, Arthropoda, Insecta, Diptera, Culicidae. The record is from RefSeq and is a predicted model, not a curated record. The transcript has a single exon.
CAGUAGUGGUGUUUGACCGACCGACGGUCAGUGGAAAGCGACCAUGCGAUCGAUUUUGGCAGUGACCGCUAUUGUCUGCCUGUUUGCUGCGGUGGCAAACGGUAGCUACAUGACCAAGGACGUUAAAUAUGGCGACAAGACGUUCCUCGUGAAGCAAAAAGCCAUGCUAGAGAUUUUCCAACACAUUCAUCAACCGGAACUACACACGACGCUGUGGGAUGAGUCCAAAAAGUUUGACGUCGAACAGUACCUGGAUCACUACACCAAUGUGGAAGCUGUGAAAGAAUUCCUUCGGUUCUACAAACACGGAAUGCUUCCGCAGGAAGAGAUCUUCUCUAUUCACAACGAACUUCACCGCGAGGAAGUCAUCAGCUUGUUCCAUCUGUUCUUCUACGCGAAGGACUGGGACACCUUCUACAAGAGCAUGGUCUGGGCUCGCUUCCACAUCAAUGAAGGUAUGUUCGUGUACGCACUUACCGUCGCCGUCCUUCAUCGACCGGAUAUGCAAGGAAUUGUUCUGCCUGCUCCGUACGAGAUCUAUCCCUUCUACUUCUUCAACGACAUGAUCAUCAGCAAAGCACAGCGUUACAAAAUGCAAGGCUUCUACAAGAUGAAAAAAAUCAACGACGUCUACACCGCCGUCAUUCCGAGCAACUACACUAACUAUUACGUCCACACUGGACCGGAACAACGUGUUGCCUACUUCACCGAAGACAUAGGCCUCAACUCCUACUAUUAUUACUUCCACGCAGACUAUCCAUUCUGGAUGGGUGGCAAGGAAUUCGGCCUGCACAAGGAUCGUCGCGGCGAGUUCUAUCUCUACCAGCACCAGCAGUUCCUCGCUCGUUACUAUCUUGAGCGUCUUUCCAACGAUCUCGGAGUGAUUCCUUCAUUCUCAUGGCACGAUCCAAUCACCACCGGUUACUAUCCCUAUCUGCGUUACUACAACGGCGUACCAUUCCCGGUUCGUGACAAUUAUUUCACUGCUUCUAUCGACAAGAGCUACCUGCUGGAGGAGAUUGAAGACUACGAACACCGUAUCAUGGAAGCGAUCGAUCAAGGCUACAUUACUCUGCCCGACGGAACCAUCGUUAACAUCACCACACCGCACGGAAUCGAGUAUCUUGGCAAUCUUAUUCAAUCCAACGGUGACAGCCUCAACAGCCGCUACUACGGUUAUCUCGAAAUCCUCGGAAAGUUCUUCCUGGGUGGUUCCUUCAAAGUGUUCAACGAGUAUCGCUUUAUCCCAUCCGUCCUGGAAAAAUUCGAAACCGCUAUGCGCGAUCCAAUGUUCUAUCAGCUGUACAAACGCAUCAUCCAUUUCUACUACCGCCAGCUGGAUCUACUGCCAUCAUACACCAAAACCGAACUCACCUUCCCUGGUGUCAAGAUCGAAUCUGUCGAAAUGGACAAACUGGUUACCUAUUUCGACAAGUUCGACGCCGACAUCACCAACGCCGUUGACGUUGAGGUAUUCGACGACACUUUGAUGAAGUCCAGCGAGAUGAAGAAAUUCGGCAAAAUCGCUCACUACCAGGGUGAAGACUUUGUCAUCUACGCUCGAAUGCCACGAUUGAACCACCUUCCGUUCACCUUCAAUUUGAACGUCGUUUCCGAUAAAGCCCAGCAGGCUAUACUAGUGGUGUUCGUCGGUCCCAAGUAUGACCAGUACGGAAACAUCUAUGGUGUGAACGAAAACCGGGAAAACUUCUUCGAGCUUGAUCACUUCCUGGUCGAUCUGGUGCCGGGCAAGAACUUGAUCACCCGCAACUCGCAGGACUUCAGCUGGUUCGUCAAGGAUCGCACCACCUACUUCGAGCUGUACAAACAGAUCAUGCUGGCGUACACCGGUGCGAGCAAGUUCCCGCUGGACAUGUCCGAAGCUCACUGCGGUUUCCCGGCCCGUUUGAUGCUACCGAAGGGCAAGAAGGGUGGCAUGCCGUUCCAGUUCUUCUUCAUGCUGGCACCGUACCACGCACCGAAGAUGCCACGCUUCACCGGUUACGAUCCCACGCUGUCCUGCGGGGUCGGUUCCGGGGCACGCUACAUCGAUACGCUGCCGUUCGGUUAUCCGUUCGAGCGUAGGAUCGACGAGUCGGCGUGGUUCACACCGAACAUGAAGUACUACGAGACGAUGAUCUACCACAAGAGCGAGACGGAGGUGAAUGCGGUCGUCGUUUGAGGGAGUGGGGGGCUUUGUUUUGGGUUUUUACUUUUCAUGACAGAUCGUGUAGUAUUAGCUCGAUUGGGUUUUCGUCCAAAUAUAUACAGAGAGGUAGGCUUUUAA